Molecule: messenger RNA, 2088 nt
Organism: Hibiscus syriacus
Lineage: Eukaryota; Viridiplantae; Streptophyta; Magnoliopsida; Malvales; Malvaceae
Exons: 4
Coding region: 1-2088 (695 amino acids)
Source: RefSeq, a predicted model, not a curated record
AUGGAUGACAAAUUGGACCGUCUCAAGCAAGAGCAGAAAGUCAUGCAGGCAGAAAUGAGAAGUAAAUUUGAAAAGAUUGAGGCCGACAUUGCCAGUUCACAACUGAAUAUGCUGCAUAAAUUAGAGGACCUAUUCAAUAAGCAUGUUGAAAAGAGUCAUGCUGGAAAUCCCGUCUCCUCUAAACAAGAUUCCAUACCCCCUCCAGGGAUCACAAUAGAAUCUGGUCCUCCUCCUGGCUUCGUACUUAGGGCAUUUGCUUGGAAAUACCACAAAAACUUUUCUGAUUUGGUUAUCUCGGGGGAGCUCAUUGAGAACGCUAUAAAAAGUGGCAAGAUCGAGGUAGUGGAUGGGUCCAGUUCGAAAAAACCAGUAUACUGGAAAAAAGAAAAUGAGGUUAAUAAUACAAGUGUCUACAACAAAAAUACUUCAAAAAAUGUCACAAUAACCAAACCAAUAGCUGAAAGGAAUGACACAAACAUCACCAUAAAUGAUUCUAGUGGACCUUGGAAAGAGAAUAAGAGAAUGUCCUUCACACCACUACCCGUACCAUACUCUAAGAUAUACACCUCGUUAUUAAAGGCGGAUGUGGUGCGCCCCUAUCGUUUGAAUCCUCUGCAAUUUCCGUACCCUCAUUGGUAUGACAUAAAUACAUAUUGUGAUUACUACGAUGGAAUUGCUGGUCACUCUAUUGAGAACUGUUUGGCCUUCAAAAAGGUUAUACAAAAUCUGAUUAAUACUAGGGGAUUGCAAUUUGACUCACCAGAUGUAUCGACACACCCACUACCGAAUCAUGGAGGUAAAGGUGUGGAUGCAGUCCAUGAGGAUAAUAGGAGAAAAGUGAAGACUGUUGUUGAUGAAAUCAAAUCUCCUUUCAGUUGGGUAUUCCAACAACUUUAUCAGGCCGAUAUGAUUCGACAAGAUCCUAAGCCAAAGCUCCAUGAAUGUGGAAAUUAUUGUGAAUAUCACCAAGAAGAAGGACACAUAAUUCAACUUUACCCUGAAUUUAGGGGGGAAUCUGGUUCGCUAGAGGAAACAAAAGUAGCUGAAGAAAACAAUAAAACACCAGGAAGCAGCUUGAUGAAUGAAAUAGUGAGUGAAGUAGGCUACUUUACAAAAAGUGGGAGGUGCUACUCUCCCGAAACAUCAAAAGAAAUAGACAACGUGAAAGCAAAAGGAAAGGCUACAGCGGUACCACAAAAGAUAUUUGAUGACGAGCCCCCACCACUAAUUAAUGACCCGGUAAUUAAAGCACAAACACAAGAAUUCUUGAAAUUCUUAAUACAUAGUGAUUACAGUGUAGUAGAUCAGCUACACAAGCAACAAGCACGGAUUUUGAUUCUGGAUCUGUUAAUAAAUUCAUAUAUACAUCGGAAUGCUCUACUUAGAGUGCUCAAUCAAACAUUUGUUCCUGAGGAUAUAACAGUGAACAAGUUGGAUCAAAUUGUGGGGCAUAUAGCUGCGGACAAUUACAUAACUUUCACUGAUGAUGAAAUUCCUGAUGGUGGAAUGAGAUCGGUAAAAUCCCUCAAUAUCACAACUUACUGCCAUGAUCAUGUCUUACUAGGUGUUUUGAUUUACAAUGAGUCAACUCUCAAUGUUAUGCCUAUGACCAUAUUACGAAGAUUACCAGUGGACAGCUCACAUAUGAGGGCCUACCAAAAUGUUGUUAGAGCCUUUGAUAGAACCCUACGGGAUGUGCUUGGAAAGAUUGAGUUGAUCAGUAUUGGGGCAGAGGAAGAGAUCAUUGCUUCCCUGACGACUGACACCCCAUACGUUGAGACCAAUGAGAAUGCCCUAGAGUGUUCCUUCAGAGCCUUAGAAUUUGUCAAUACUACUUUCAUUGUUGAAGUAAACAAGAUUCCUCGUCCUCGUUUAUCUGAUUGCACUAAGAUGACUGUGCGAGAGACUCUAGGAAAAGGAGCUAAAAUUGGAAAGGGUCUCGAUAGAUUGUUGCAGGGGACUUUACAUCCCAAAUUUGUCAUGAUGAAGAGAGACCGCUUUGGGCUGGGAUUUGAGCCUGAUUUUCAGCAAAGAAAGAAAGAAUUAAAGAAGAGAUGUGAAGUAAGAAGAGCUAGACUUAAAGAAUAG